Molecule: messenger RNA, 1440 nt
Organism: Vicia faba (fava bean)
Lineage: Eukaryota; Viridiplantae; Streptophyta; Magnoliopsida; Fabales; Fabaceae
Source: the annotation of a GenBank genome assembly
AUGUCUGAAGCCGAAGAGUCCUCUUCAUACCCUCCCAUAGACCCGGUGAACUUCGAUCUCAUCAUCAUCGGUACUGGACUUCCCGAAUCGAUCAUCGCCGCCGCCGCAUCGGCCGUAGGUAAGACCAUCCUCCACCUCGACCCUAAUUCCUUCUAUGGAAGCCAUUUCUCUUCCCUCUCUCUAGAAGAAAUCACCUCCUACCUCAAUUCCCCUCCCAAAUCCACCACCGUCGCCACAUCAUCAAGCGAUGAUUCCGACUACGCCGUCAUAAACCUCAUACAUCAACCUCUUAUAUCCGACGCAGAGCUUAUUUCGUGCAACUCUAUCGACGAAACCACGUUUCUUCUAGAAAAUUCGAGAAAGUUCAACCUCGAUUUGGGAGGACCUAGGGCUUUGUUCAGCGCGGACAAGACAAUCGACCUGUUGUUGAAAUCAGAUUCACGUGGAGCCAUUUUUAGAGACAAGAAGCUUUCGCUUAAGGAAAAAAACCAAUUGAUGAAGUUCUUUAAGCUUGUUCAGCAACACUUGGAUGAUAAUGAGGAUGGGAAGAUUUCAGAGGAAGACAUGGAGAGUCCUUUUGUUAGUUUCUUGGAGAAAACUGGGUUGCCGCCAAAGAUAAAAGCGAUUCUUUUGUAUGCUAUAGCCAUGGUAGAUUAUGAUCAAGAAAAUGGCGAGGUUUGUAAAGAUUUACUUGCAACGAAAGAUGCAAUAGAUCUUUUAGCUCAAUACAGCUCAUCUGUUGGAAGGUUUCCCAGUGCACCGGGGCCUUUGAUUUACCCUAUUUAUGGUGAAGGAGAACUACCACAAGCUUUUUGUCGUCGUGCUGCUGUCAAAGGUUGCAUUUAUGUUCUCCGGAUGCCGGUUAUUUCUCUGCUUAUGGAUAAGGUUACUGAGUCGUAUAAAGGAAUGGUGGCAAGGGGAAUAUGCAUCACAAGGAGUUCCAUAAAGCCAGAUGUGUCAAAUUGCUCUGUGGUGUAUCCUCCUAGAUCUCUAUAUCCUGAUCAGCUUACAUCAGUCAGAGCUCUUCAGAUAGGAUCAAAUCUCACUGUUUGUCCUGUGGGCACCUUUGUUUUAUAUUUUUCCACUUUGUGCAAUGAUGCCGAUGAAGGAAAGAAGUUACUAAAAGCAUCCAUGAAGGCUCUUCUUACAUUGCCUAUAUCUGGAAACACAGAAAGUACUUCCAUUGUUCAAAGUGACAGUGAAGAUAAAAAAGCCGUUGUGCUCUGGAGUGCAAUUUAUGUUCAAAAAUUAACUACGAGUGAAUUUGAAGCUAUCAGUUCCACUCCAACACCAGAUGGAAAUCUAAAUUACAAUGACCUUGUAGAUGCAACUGAGAAGCUAUUUAGUCAAAUGUACCCCAAUGAAGAAUUCUUCCCAAAGACGACAUCCCCUGAAGAUUCCACAGACGACGGCGAUAAUGGGAUAAUUAUGGAGAGCUAA